AUGCAGCUAGGGGUAGAGCACACGGAUGUGGCUGUUCAUUAUCCCGGGACGCCCUGGACGGGCCAUGAAAAAGUUCCCAGCACCUUGCUGCUUUUGAAGGAAACCGGGGAACCAGCCGGGCACGCGGCCCUCCGGGGGCGGGUUCCGGCCGAAUUCCUAGUUCGCGUGUCUCCCGGAGGUGGUGGCCUGGCCGCUGCCCCGGACCCCGGCCUUUGCUCCCCGUUCGUUCUUGGAAUCCCCAGUUGGAGCCGCUGCUUCCUGGUCACCGCCCGGCCCACCGCCGUCAACAUGGCCCGCGCCGCGCGCGACCUGGCCGACGCCGCCGCCCGCGAGGCCGAGCGGGAGGGCGCUACGGAGGAGGCGGUCCGCGAGAGAGUGAUCCGCUGUGCCGAGGACAUGCUGGAGAAGGACCUCAGGGACAAUCGGAGCAUCGGGGACCUGGGAGCCCGCCACCUCCUGGAGCGGGCAGCCCCCGGGGGCGGGAAGGUGACCGUGCUGACCCACUGUAACACCGGGGCACUGGCCACCGCGGGCUAUGGCACAGCCCUAGGUGUGAUCCGCUCGCUGCACAGCCUGGGCCGCCUGGAACACGCCUUCUGCACGGAGACCCGGCCCUACAACCAGGGCGCCCGGCUCACGGCCUUCGAGCUGGUCUACGAGCAGAUCCCUGGCACACUCAUCGCCGACAGCAUGGCGGCCGCCGCCAUGGCGCACCGGGGCGUGUCAGCCGUCGUCGUGGGAGCCGACCGCGUGGUUGCCAACGGCGACACGGCCAACAAGGUGGGCACCUACCAGCUGGCCAUCGCCGCCAAGCACCACGGCAUCCCCUUCUACGUGGCCGCCCCCAGCUCCUCGUGUGACCUCCGCCUGGAGACGGGCCGGGAGAUUGUCAUCGAGGAGCGCCCGGGCCGGGAGCUGACCGACGUCGGCGGGGUCAGGAUCGCGGCGCCCGGGAUUGGGGUCUGGAAUCCUGCCUUCGAUGUCACCCCUCACGACCUCAUCACCGGUGGCAUCAUUACAGAGCUGGGCGUCUUUGCCCCUGAGGAGCUCCGGGCAGCCCUGAGUGCCACCGUCUCCUGAGUGGGGACCCCUGGAUGGACCCCAGAAGUCACCAACCCGGCUUUCCAUACCCUGCCCCCUCCCCUCUAUGUUUUUUAAUAAACUUACUGAAUGGCUUGUCCCAAAUCUGACCUUCUUCCCCAACCACACUUCUUCUAGAGCAGGGAGAGCACACAGGGCCUUUGCAUGGCUCUCGAGAGCCCAGCAGCUGGAGGCAGGCUGCCCAAGUUCAAAUCCCAGCCCUGCACUUUUUCCACUGUGUGGUCUUGGCCAGGUCACGUCACAUCUCCAUGCUGUGGUUUCCUCGUUUACAAAAUGGGGACAACACUAGUACCAC
Molecule: messenger RNA, 1396 nt
Organism: Ceratotherium simum simum (southern white rhinoceros)
Lineage: Eukaryota; Metazoa; Chordata; Mammalia; Perissodactyla; Rhinocerotidae
Source: RefSeq, a predicted model, not a curated record